CUUCCUUCUGCACGAGCCGAAACCGGCUUUAUGGCGCCGUGAAGAACAGCAGUGUUUCACUGUAACGCAGGAUGUCCAAGAUAAAGAAAGAAGUCAUGUUGACCCCAGAGUAUUACAGCAAGCAUCGUUCCAUCAUGGUCGUCUAGACGCCACCAUGGCCAUAGGAACCCAGCUUUUACUUCUGCUCUGGAAGAACUUGACCUACCGCCGGAGGAACAAGAUCCAGCUGAUCAUAGAGCUGCUUUGGCCGCUCUUCCUGUUCCUCAUCCUCAUCUCUGUACGCCACUCGCACCCUCCCUACAAACACAACCAGUGUCACUUCCCCAACAAAGCUCUCCCGUCUGCCGGCACUCUAGCUUGGGUUCAAGGCAUCAUUUGCAACAUCAACAAUCCAUGUUUCCAGUACCCAACUCCAGGGGAGACCCCUGGUGAAGUGGGGAAUUUCAAUAAGUCAAUACUUUCCCGGCUGUUUGUGGAUGGCAGAACCCUUCUCACUAACCUUGGCAACCAGACAACGCUCUCCGCCUUAGAGAACUUCUCGCAUGUUGUUCGGAGACUGGGCGAGGCUCAGGAAGAUUGGCCAAAGCUACCAGUGGCAGAGUACCUCAGAGACAAUGAGACAUUCUCAUCCUUCUUGCGGACCAAUUGCAGCCUUCCUAAUUCAGCUGUAGACCAGUUACUGAGAGCUCAGCUGCGCCUCCAGGUGGUGUCUCUGGCACGUCCUGGAAUGCGACUGUCCGAUAUUGUCUGUAAUGCCACACUGCUUGAGCGCUACCUCACAGUGCAAGGGAACUCCUCAUUUACAGAGCUACAGCAGCACUUGUGUGCUGUUCCCUCAGAUUUGCUGCAGCAGGCUGAGCAAAUCUUCCUUUCACAGCUGAACCUCAGCAGAAUUUUCACAAGGGAGCGGCUCCGCUCCAAUGCUGCUGAGGUUCGCCUGCUUAGCCAUGCUGUAUCCUCUGUGGCUCGGGAAUUCACAUCCAUGUUGAAUGAUAUAUCUGCUUUAUCAAGCUUCACGGAGCUGAAUGCAGAACUGAGUAAUUUUUUUCAAGAAAAUGGCACAGUGCUGCCACGUGAGAGGUUUCGAGCUUUCUCUAGGAUUGUAUGUGGCCAUCCUGAGGUGGGCGGUGAGAAAAUUCCUUCCUUUAACUGGUAUGAAGACCAUGACAUCAAGUCCUUCUUGGGUAAAGAUAGAACAGAGGAAAAUGGCUUAGAAAGUGACAAUGCCACCACUCCAUACUGUAAAAACCUGAUUGACACCCUUGAGUCGAGUCCCCUCUCUCGUAUGGUAUGGAGAGGCAUUAAGCCACUUUUCAUUGGGAAACUUCUAUAUACACCGGACACUCCUACAACAAGGCGCAUCAUGGAAGAGGUGAACAGGACCUUCCAGGACUUUGAAAUUGUGAUGGAAGUACAUGCUGCAUGGGAGGAGGUGGGACCCAGGCUGAAGAGCUUCAUGGAGAACAGUGUGGACAUCCGUUUGCUACAGGAUUCACUGAGGCGUCCCGAGGUGGCCGUUAUGGUAAAUCAACAGCUGGCGAACACUUCUUGGACAGCUUCUAGCAUUGCCCAUUUCCUCUCUCCGCAAAAGUCAGACACUUCUAAGAAAGAAGGAGCACCUCCUACAUGGCUGGAUCUCUAUGAGGAUUUCAAUAGCACCAUAAGCCUCCUGUCCCAACUCACAAAGUGUUUUUCAUUGAAUAAGCUGGAGGGAAUGGCCACAGAAGGGGAGCUGGUGGAGCGGGCACUGGAGCUGCUGGAGGAUCGGCAGUUUUGGGCUGGGAUAGUCUUCCUCCUUCCAGACCCUUCCUCCUCAGACCUUCCUCCACACAUCAAGUACAAGAUCCGCAUGGACAUAGAUGAUGUCACACGCACCAACAAGAUCAAAGACAAGUUCUGGGAUCCUGGUCCAGCUGCUGAGCCUUUCAGUGAUCUGCGCUACGUUUGGGGUGGCUUUGUUUAUGUACAGGAUUUAGUGGAGCGAGCUGUAACACGUGUGCUGAGUGGCAAACAACCAACUACAGGAAUAUAUAUUCAGCAGAUGCCAUACCCAUGCUUUGUGGAUGAUGUUUUUCUGCGAGUCUUAAAUCGAUCUCUGCCCCUCUUCAUGACACUAGCGUGGAUAUACUCAGUGGCAAUGAUCAUUAAAGGCGUAGUGUAUGAGAAGGAGGCACGACUGAAGGAGACUAUGAAGAUCAUGGGCUUGGGCUCAGGGACACUCUGGCUUAGUUGGUUCAUCAGCAGUUACCUUCCUUUUCUCUUCAGCUCUGGGCUUCUCAUUAUUGCACUCAAGUUGGGAGACAUCUUGCCCUACAGUGACCCCGCUGUGAUUUUCUUCUUCCUGGCCGCUUUUGCUACAGCCACAAUUAUGUUGUGCUUCCUCAUCAGCACGUUCUUCUCUCGUGCCAAUCUGGCAGCAGCCUGCGGAGGUCUCAUUUACUUCUCUCUCUAUCUGCCCUACGUGCUCUGUGUGGCCUGGAGGGAAUAUCUGACCAGCACACACAGAAUCCUAGCAAGCUUUCUUUCUCCAGUAGCCUUCGGAUUUGGUUGUGAAUACUUCUCUCAGUAUGAAGAGCAAGGAGUAGGGAUCCAGUGGUUCAACCUUCUGUCCAGUCCUGCUGAAGGAGACAUGUACAACUUUACUACUUCUAUCAUUAUGCUGUAUGUGGAUGCGGUCAUCUACGGAGUCGCCACUUGGUACAUUGAAGCAGUAUUUCCAGGACAGUAUGGAAUUCCCAGGCCUUGGUAUUUUAUGUUCCAAUUAAAUUACUGGAGAGGAGUACCACUGGAGGCAAACAUGCCCAUUCCUCCAGUACCGAGUGAUCAACCAGAUGAUCACAUAGAACCGGAGCCUUCUCAUCUCGUCCUUGGGGUAGCCAUACAUGACUUGGUUAAAAUCUAUAAAAGAGGGGCCAAACUUGCUGUCAAUCAUCUGAGUCUAAAAUUCUAUGAGGGUCAGAUCACAUCAUUCCUGGGUCACAAUGGAGCUGGCAAGACAACGACAAUGUCUGUUCUGACUGGUCUGUUUCCUCCGACUGCUGGCACAGUUUACAUCAAGGGCAGCGACAUUCGCACAGACAUGGAUGUCAUACGUAGAACUCUGGGAGUGUGUCCUCAACACAAUGUUCUUUUCCCAAUGCUCACUGUAGAAGAGCAUGUAUGGUUCUAUGGCCGCCUGAAAGGCAUGAGCAGUUGCGAGGUUAAAGAGGAGACGGCGUCCCUGCUGGAAGAUGUAGGACUGUUGUACAAACAGCAUGAGCAGACCAGGAACCUCUCAGGCGGCAUGCAGAGGAAGCUUUCAGUGGCUAUAGCCUUUAUAGGCGGUUCUAAAGUUGUUGUCCUGGAUGAGCCAACUGCUGGUGUGGACCCCUAUUCACGACGUGGGAUCUGGGACCUACUUCUCAAAUACCGCAAAGACCGAACCAUUAUAUUGUCUACACAUUAUAUGGAUGAGGCUGAUCUCCUGGGCGACCGCAUCGCCAUCAUCUCUCAGGGGAAGCUGUGCUGCUGUGGCUCUCCACUUUUCCUAAAGGCUCGACUGGGCACAGGAUAUUACCUUACUGUAGUAAAGAAAGAGCUCCAGAGUCUUACACCAAGCAGUGCCAGUGCUGCUAAUCUCUCAGCCUCCUCACACAUGAAGGAGAGCAAUUCUUCCUUAAGUGAUGAUACUGGACUUGGAAAUGAGAUUUCUGGCUCAGACGUGAGUGGACUUGUGGUUCUUGCUCAACACCACAUUGCUGGGGCUCAGCUAGUGGAAGAUAUGGGCAGAGAGGCAGUAAUCAACUUCCCCCAGGCUGCCUCAGAGGAUGGCACUCUUGCCCUUUUCUUAGCAGAGCUUGAAAAACGUCAGAGCGAGUUUGGCAUUGUCAGUUAUGGACUCUCAGAUACCACUCUCGAGGAGAUCUUUCUGAAGGUGGCUGAAGAGAAAGGAGUAAAUGCUGACCAAGAAGGAGGUGAAGGAGAACCGCCUGAGGACGGAGACACUGAUGCUAAUGAAGCAGACCCGCUGAGCAGUAAUGGAAAGGUUGGCUUGACCCUCACAGGCUGGGGGCUGACCUGGCAGCAGCUCCGCGCACUCUUUACCAAGAGGCUAAAGUACGCCAUACGCAGCCGCCGAGGUUUCAUUGCACAGAUUGUGCUACCUGCGGUGUUUGUCCUGGUGGCUCUGCUGUUCAGCCUCAUCGUCCCACCCUUUGGAAAGUAUCCCCCUCUUCAGCUGCAGCCGUGGAUGUAUGGCGAACAGUACACUUUCUUUAGCAACGACGCCCCAGAGAACCCUGAAAUCCAGAAUCUCCUCGAUGCUCUGCUGGAUCCGCCUGGAUUUGGGACCAAAUGCAUGGAGUCAGACAUGGAGCCCCAAUGUGAAGACAGUAAAGUGGGCGCAAGCUUUGUUCGACCCCAGGUUUCUUACACCACAUGGCAUCUCUUUAACAAACGCAACUGGACAGUUGAGCAUCCUUCUCCUGCAUGUGAAUGCAGCACUGAGGAUGUUCGCAGAAUGCUACCUGAAUGCCCAGAGGGAGCAGGGGGUCUGCCUCCUCCCCAGAUAAAAAGAUUGACAGGUGACCUGCUGCAGAAUCUGACAGGCCGUAAUAUUUCUGACUACCUCAUCAAGACUUAUCCACAGAUUCUGAAAAAAAGCAUGAAGACUAAAAAGUGGGUGAAUGAGUUCAGGUAUGGAGGCUUUUCUCUGGGCAGUAAAAAUUUGCAGAGUAAAACGGACAUCCGUCAGCUAAAGCAGUCUGUAAGGUCCAUCAGAACACGCUACAAAAUAGCACAGAACAGUUCACUGGGUGAGCUUCUGGAUAGAUUACCAGACUUCCUUUCUGGGCUUAAUAGUCAAAACAAUGUUAAGGUGUGGUUUAAUAAUAAAGGUUGGCAUUCCAUGGUGUCAUUUGUGAACAUCAUGAACAACGGCCUGCUUCGUGCAAGUCUUCCUCCAGGCCCAGACAGACAGAAUCAUGGAAUAACAGCCUAUAAUCAUCCACUUAAUCUCACCAAGGAACAGCUCAGCGAAGUGGCCUUAAUGACCACCUCAGUGGAUGUCCUGGUAUCCAUAUGUGUGCUUUUUGCCAUGUCCUUUGUACCAGCAAGUUUUGUACUGUUUCUGAUCGAGGAGAGAGUCAGCAAGUCUAAGCACCUUCAGUUCGUUAGUGGGGUCAAACCCAUUCUGUAUUGGACUGCAAACUUUCUUUGGGAUAUGCUGAACUACACAGUUCCAGCUACCAUGGUGGUCCUUAUCUUCAUUAGCUUUCAACAGCAGUCUUAUGUCUCUGAAAAAAACCUUCCUGCGCUAGUGCUUCUUCUGUUGCUCUAUGGUUGGUCCAUCACUCCCCUGAUGUACCCUGCCUCAUUCGUGUUUUCUGUGCCAAGCACAGCCUAUGUGGUACUCACCUCCAUCAACCUUUUCAUCGGAAUCAACGGCAGCAUAGCCACUUUCGUCCUUGAGCUCUUUGUUGAUGAACAUUUAAAUGAGGUCAACAGGAUCCUCAAGAAGGUAUUUUUGAUCUUUCCUCACUUCUGUCUUGGUCGAGGUCUUAUCGACAUGGCUAAAAACCAGGCAAUGGCAGAUGCUUUCCAGAGGCUUGGAAACAAGCAGACACUGGAGCCACUGGCAUGGGAUUUCGUAGGGAAGAACUUGUUUGCUAUGGCAGUCGAAGGUGUUGUGUUCUUCAUUUUUACUGUACUACUUCAGUACAAGUUCUUCAUACACUCCAGGCUGUGGUCUAAGCCUGUAUUGCCACUACUGGGUCCAGAAGAUGAAGACGUGGCAAAUGAAAGAGAACGUGUGAAAAUGAACAAAACCCAGGAGGAUGUUCUCACUGUCAGAGACCUGAGCAAGGUCUAUAAAUCAGGCAAGAGGCCAGCAGUGAACCGCCUUUGUAUUGGCAUUCCCCGGGGAGAGUGCUUUGGGCUUCUCGGGGUUAACGGGGCUGGAAAGACUUCCACUUUUCGCAUGCUGACAGGAGACACCACUAUUACCUAUGGCGAUGCCUUUCUCAACAAUUACAGUGUGCAGAACGACAUGGACAGAGUGCAUCAGCUUAUGGGCUACUGUCCUCAAUUUGAUGCCAUCAAUGACCUUUUGACUGGAAGAGAGCACCUAGAGUUCUAUGCUCGAUUGAGAGGAGUGCCUGAGGCAUAUGUAGCAAAGGUCUCACAGUGGGGCGUGAAAAAACUGGGACUGACGCAGUACGCUGAGCAAGAAGCAGGAGGAUACAGUGGAGGCAAUAAACGCAAACUCUCAACUGCGAUCUCUCUUAUCGGAGCUCCACCAGUUGUUUUUCUGGAUGAGCCCACAACAGGAAUGGAUCCAAAGGCUAAACGGUUCCUGUGGGACUGUAUUCUCAGCGUCAUCAAAGAAGGCCGAGCUGUCGUUCUCACAUCCCACAGCAUGGAGGAGUGUGAAGCGCUCUGCACUCGCAUGGCCAUCAUGGUUAAUGGGAGGUUCCAAUGCCUGGGUUCAGUUCAACACCUCAAGAACAGAUUUGGCGAUGGUUAUACAAUUACCCUCCGCUUGUCUGCAUCACCUCCGGAUCCCUGCCCAGUGGAUGCCUACAUCCAGAGCUGCUUUCCUGGAAUCCAGCUAAAAGAGAGACACCACAAUGUGCUGCAGUAUCAGCUUCCAACUCACGCCUGCUCCCUCGCUCACGUCUUUGACGUUCUGUCCAACAAAAGUGAAGAGCUGGAAAUAGCAGAAUAUUCCGUCUCUCAGACAACAUUGGACCAGGUGUUUGUCAACUUUGCGAAGGAGCAGAUGGAUGACGAUGACCGACUAAGAGAAGUGGCUAUAAUUAGUGAAUCAGAUGCCAUUCCAUCUUGCACAUUACUUCAGCAAUCCAGUCAAACUAUUUAUCCAUUGCUAACAACCUCUUCGGAACCUCACAGAUCUCCGGCUAUUGCUGCUCAUUCACCCUGUCCGUUAUCAUCAUCCAGUUUCAGACAGCCAGGAGAUGAGGUGUUAAAGACUAAAGUGAGCAAAUGUAGCCAAACGAAGCAACCUCAGCAAAUACCAAUGCAACCUCUAGUGGAUUUCUCACCCAAUGGAUUAAAGUGCACAGAAGGAGAGAAAUCACAGAGCAAAGACCUUAACAAGCUUUUCAUAGUCAAGAUAUAAUCAAACUCUUCGUCUAAGAUUUAAAAUAAAUCAAUCUGUCAUUUCUAUUCUAUGUUUUAAAGAUAUUAAGUGCUCUCAGGACCACUUUGUCUGAAAACUGGUGUAGGAUACUAGUUGCACUUCACAUCAAGUCAAUUUCUGGACAAAUUGUCUUUACUUAAACUUUAUUAUAUGAUUAUUUUUUUCAUAAUUAUCUGUAAGUCUGUACUAUGUGUUAUAAUCAGACACUGCCUUUAUCGGUCAGUCUUUUUAUUGUUGUUUUUGCUUUUAAAAGACUUCUCUUACGCACAUUGCAAAAGCUUUGGAAACCCAAACUGUAAAAUGCACUUAUGAAAAGGGUGAGUCCUGUGUCACUGGAAUGUAUUUAUAAAUCAAAAAUCACAUUGUAAAUAGUGCAAGCUUCAUAUUGCACAUAUAAAGUGAUAUUUGUUUCUUUGUAUACAUGUAGAAAAAAAAAUGCAAAUCCAUUCAAGUUCAGAACUAUGUGAAAAUAUGUUACAUAAGCAUUCAGAAACCACAGUAGGAAGAACCUGUUUCUUAGUACAUUAAAUUAAGUCUUUGUGCUAAUAAAUUUUGCACAGACCUCCAUGCUCAUUAAAAACAUCUGCACCUUUUUGCACGUCAUCAUGCACGUAUUUAAAUACAGAUGCACAUUACAGUAUUUGUGUCAUUUUACACAAUUCCAAAAUUAUUUAAACUACAUAAUAUUGCCCUUAUUUAUUCGUAUAUAAGUACUUAAUAAAUGCAUAAACUGAG
This is a messenger RNA of Clarias gariepinus (North African catfish), 7873 nucleotides long. RefSeq names its product ATP-binding cassette, sub-family A (ABC1), member 7 (gene abca7). The record is from RefSeq and is a predicted model, not a curated record. Gene Ontology annotation, molecular function: ATP hydrolysis activity; lipid carrier activity; ABC-type transporter activity. Gene Ontology annotation, cellular component: intracellular membrane-bounded organelle; membrane. The transcript is spliced from 49 exons. Lineage: Eukaryota; Metazoa; Chordata; Actinopteri; Siluriformes; Clariidae. Gene Ontology annotation, biological process: lipid transport; transmembrane transport. The coding region runs from base 155 to 7117 and encodes 2320 amino acids.